GCGACGAAGGAGCUCCUCCUCGGCAGCCCGGCCUUCCACAGGUUCGCGCAGGAGUCCUCCAAGAGGGCCAAGGCGGCCUUGGACGAGGCCGCCAGAGCAGCGGAGCCCCACAUCACGAGGGCCGAGAAGCUCGGGAGAGAAGCCCUGGGCUCGGAGCCUGCAGAGGGUCCCAGUCUUCAGGUGGAAGGGCGCGGGCCUGAACUGGGGUUACGUGUUCUACAUGCUGAGCCACUGGUUCAUCAUGUUCAACUCGUUCAGGCCCUCAAGGACUUCGAGAAGACAGCAAAUGGGGUCGGGAAGAAGAAGAGGUGA
This is a messenger RNA of Prorocentrum cordatum, 312 nucleotides long. The record is from the annotation of a GenBank genome assembly. Lineage: Eukaryota; Dinophyceae; Prorocentrales; Prorocentraceae.